AUGUUCGAUCAAACAAAAGAUAUAAAAGAUGUAAAAGAUGUAAAAGAUGUAAAAGAUGUAAAAGAUGUAAAAGAUGUAAAAGAUGUAAAAGAUGUAAAAGAUGUAAAAGAUGUAAAAGAUGUAAAAGAUGUAAAAGAAUCAAGUUCUUAA
Molecule: messenger RNA, 150 nt
Organism: Sclerotinia sclerotiorum 1980 UF-70
Lineage: Eukaryota; Fungi; Ascomycota; Leotiomycetes; Helotiales; Sclerotiniaceae
Exons: 2
Coding region: 1-150 (49 amino acids)
Source: RefSeq, a predicted model, not a curated record